This is a messenger RNA of Chrysemys picta bellii (western painted turtle), 2414 nucleotides long. Lineage: Eukaryota; Metazoa; Chordata; Testudines; Emydidae. The record is from RefSeq and is a predicted model, not a curated record.
AAGGGACGAUGCAACAAACGGAUUGUCCGGUGCUCUCGGGACUCCCCGUCCAGCCCCUUGCGAGGGAGACGUCUGCAGCCAACGAGGGAACGUCCACGUCCGUCUUUGUAGUGCCUGGGGACCCAGCCUCUCUCCCCGCCAUCUCAGACUCACCGGGAGGCCCCAGCGCCGUGGGUUCUGCUCCUCCGUCUUCAGCUGGCGAGAGAGUUCCCAUCCCACCUGUAGCUACAGAAGGAAGAGGGGACGCGGCUGGUUCCGCAUCCGCAGCCCACGAGGAAACCACCGCCUCUAACCCCGGUGCCCAGCAUGCAGAGGUGAGUCCAGCACACGGGGCAGAGCUGCCCCCAGGCGAAAGAGGCACCUGGGCCAAUGCUGAGACCUCCCCAUAUUCGUCCUUAGGGGAUGGGAGAGCCACAGGAAUACACGCGCCGUCGGGGGAAACAACCCCAGCUGCCUUUGCCUCUCCCGGUGAAACUGCUGCUGGGCCCUCAGCUUCACAGACUGCACGGCCAGGACCUUUGUUUUCUAGUGCCCCGGUGCCCUCCCCCUCCUCUCCCGAGAGGCCGACAGUACUUGGGCCCGCUGGGGUUACGAAAGAAGCAGCCCUCUCUGCCGGUGACUCAGGAGUCCCCGCGGCAUUCCCAGGACUGGAGGCAGUGACCGGGCGACCACUAACGACAGUACGGCUGGCCACCUCUUGUACUUCCGCUGCCACGGGAUCCCACGCCCCUUCCCUCCAUUCGGAGAAGGGGAAAACGCCCCCAGAACGGGGGGCUAAUCUGGGUUUGGCUGGUGCGUCCCAUGUGCCAGCUGCCACCACUCCAGCACCCUCCAGAGGACGGGCAGCAACACCGUUCCCCCUCUUGGGAACAACAGCCCCUCCGUCCGAUACUAGAGCAGGGUUUGACCAGGAGAGAACAGCGUCGGUGUCAGCUGGGACCAGAGAGGCCACUACAAGUGGGACAGGACAGUCAGCAACAGUUGCAGCCGUGCCACUGUAUCCAUAUGGAGCAAAGGAAAGCGAUAAGCAAUACGUGGAGAGAAGAGUGGAUUUUAACUCCCGUGUCUUCAAACCCGAGAUUGGGUUCCCAUUUGGGAAAACGCUGCGCGAUUCUCUCUACUUUACAGACAACGGACAAAUCGUUUUUCCAGCCUCAGACAGUGACAUGUUCCCAUCUCCAAACCCACCUCCCGGAGGAUUUACCGGCCGUGAGAAAGUACCAAUGGUUGCUGUGUUUUGGGCUAACGCGGAUUUCUCCAAAGGCGUUGGCACCACGUUUUACCAGGAGUUUGUUACUCGGGAUUCUGCCGAACACCCGUUUGUCCGAGACGUGGAGGCCAAGAUUCGGCGAUACCUGAAGACUUCGUACUCUGCAAAAUGGACCCUUAAGAUCACCUGGGAGAAGGCCCCAGCCUAUCCAGCAUGGCAACCUGUCACUCGGACAAACACGUACCAGGCUGUGCUCACCACGGAUGGAAUCAAGUCCUACGUCCUCAUCCUUUACCAAGAUGGCGGCAUGCAAUGGGAUUACCCCAAGCUGGGUUUGACCAACGUGCUGAUGGGCUACUCCAGCGGGGAUGGAUUUUACCGAAAUGACGAUCUGACCCGAAGGCCCCCAGCCGCCAAAUAUCGCCCCGACCAGUUCAGAGGCUACAACACAGAUCUGCGUGGGCUGUGGAUAUACAGUCUAGCCAGUCAGGUGCGUGUGAACUACAGACUGAGGUGUCUGGCCUGGCUUCGCACGCAGCAAGAUCCAGCUGGUUGGAACAAGGAUCUGCCGUCCUGCCCUUGCUCGCUGCGAGACGGAGCGUUGGAUCGGCACUACCGACGGAGCAGAGGAGGUUUGGCGGACGCCCGUGUGACGAUGCUGUAUCCAGCCUCCCCGAACCAAUACGGCGCCGGGAUCCGCUGUCUCUACAACAGCCAGAGCGAGCUCGUCGACGGGCGGCAGGAGAGAUCCUGGAAGGACUCACGCCAAGCGUCCCCUGACCGCGAUGCAGAGUUAAAGUUGCACGACUGGUGCUGCCGGCAGGCGGGGAGCCCCCAGCUCUGUGCUAAGUACAAUCAGAAGAGACCAAAGAUCGGCUGUGCUGGAGACAGGCUGCCAAACCAAACAACGUCCUCAGAAGAGGCAGCGAGCUCCUCCGAGGAAGGAAGAGAUUGAGAAUCCAUCUGCUCCAGGCCUUGGCGAUUCUCCACGGCCAGCCUCGCUCCUCUGACGCUUUGCUAAAUGGGACCGGUAAAGAAUCUCUAAUGCGAUCUGAGAUCUCCUCCGCGGAUGGUAGGGCUGAAGUGUUCCUGAUUCGCAGAGCUGGUGGGACGCUUGGGGGGAAAAUCCGGCGGGUUUUUGUAAGAGGGCGUCCGUGUUACCCCAAGAGCAAUUCCUGUUUGCAAAUAAAGACUUGGAAGAGUA